This is a messenger RNA of Pieris brassicae (large cabbage white), 2473 nucleotides long. RefSeq names its product mitochondrial import receptor subunit TOM40 homolog 1-like. The transcript is spliced from 8 exons. Lineage: Eukaryota; Metazoa; Arthropoda; Insecta; Lepidoptera; Pieridae. Gene Ontology annotation, molecular function: transmembrane protein transporter activity. The coding region runs from base 111 to 1058 and encodes 315 amino acids. Gene Ontology annotation, biological process: protein import into mitochondrial matrix. Gene Ontology annotation, cellular component: mitochondrial outer membrane translocase complex; mitochondrial outer membrane. The record is from RefSeq and is a predicted model, not a curated record.
AAUUUUGUUGCGAUUGUCAUUUGUCUUUUAUUCAACCAAAUUGUGUUCUAUUGCACAUGUUCAUCGAUUUUUGUGAAAUUUAGGAAAAGUAAACAGAGUUUCCUAAUAAAAUGGGUGCCAUAGCGAGCCGAUACCGUGUUUCUAACUCGGCAUUAUCUAGCACUGAUAUAAAAAACAUAGAAGAUGCUAACAAACGUGAAAACCCUGGCACUUUAGAUGAAUUACACAAAAAGACCAAAGAUGUAAUGCCAGUGAACUUUGAGGGAGGUAAACUGAUGGUUAAUAAGGGCAUAUCAAACCAUUUUCAGAUGUCACAUACUUUAACUAUGAGUACAGCUCAAAAUGGGUACAAGCUUGGUGCAACGUACAUUGGCACCAAGCAAAUAUCACCAACAGAGGCAUUUCCUGUGGUUCUAGGUGAUGUAGAUCCAUCCGGCAAUGUUAACUUUAACUUUAUACAUCAGUUAUCACCUGAUGUACGAGUUAAGGCAGCUGCACAGAUACAAGAAUGCAAAUUAACAGCUACUCAAGGUACUUUUGAAUACAAAGGUUCAGAUUACACUUUGGCUAUGGCAGUUGGAAAACCUGACUUUAGUGAGAAGUCUUCUGUUUUUGUAGGACACUACUUACAGUCAGUGACUAAACGGCUUGCAUUGGGAGCAGAGCUAGUCUAUCAAUCAAGUGCACGUGUCAUGGGUGGAGAGAUAGCAAUCGCGUCUGCUGCUGCUAGAUAUACUAUGGAUGAUUCAGAAGUAUCAGCUACAUUAGGACCAGCCAGUUUCCAUGUGUGCUACUUUAAACAAGCCAGUGAACAACUACAGGUGGUGGCUGAAAUGGAUACCUCAUUCAGAGGAAUGGAGUCGGUAGGCACUAUAGGCUACCAAGUAACUAUACCUAAAGCAGAACUUGUAUUUAGAGGUAUGGUAGACUCAAACUGGAACAUAGGAGCUGUGUUGGAGAAGAAAUUACAGCCAUUACCAUUCACAUUUGCCCUCUCUGGUAUGGCCAACCAAGCCAAACAACAAUUCAAGUUUGGCUGUGGUCUUAUCAUUGGCUAGUGUUUGUGAUAGUGAAAUAUUAGUGUUAGUGAAGUGUGAAAGUGAGAGGUAUGUUGCUCAUAACCAAAUACAGUGCUUUGACAAAUGUUUAUUUGCCAUUAUAAUAGUGAUCCAAAACAACCUAAUGGAGAAAAUUAUGAUAUAUACUAAAGAUAUAUUAUAAAACUUUUAAAAUGGUCAUUGGUCAGGUUUAAGUAUUUAAUUUUUUAAUGUUAUAAAUAUGUAUAUUAUUAUUACAUAUUACUAUUAGUCACACUAUAUAAUGAAUAUCUUUAUCAUCCAUUUUUAAGCUGUAUUGAAAUAUCAAGUGUAGAAUUACAUUGAUUUUAGACGCUAUUUGACAAGUAUUUAGUAUAAAAUAUAACUGAUGAAUUUUUAUUAGUAUUAAAUAAUGUUUUACACAAAAAUAACCUUACAAAAAAGACCUGACCAUUAUAGAAAACAAUUUCAAAAAAGCAAUUGUAUUAUUGAAGAAUAUGUAAAUAAUACUUGCUACAUCUUGACAAAGGAUAAAUUACUUGAAUACUGUCUGCCUUCAAGAAUGUAACUAAACAUUGGGAUUAAUGUUGUUUAUGCAUAUAAUUCAGCACCCUUCAACUGUUUUCCAGAAUAGCAUUUAUCAUCGGUCACUCAACUAACAUUUAAUAAUCAGUAUUUAUUUCUGUAUUUGCAAAAAAAAUACCACAACUUAAUCAGGUAAUUGACAAUUUAGCAAUAAAAUAUAACCUAGGUUUAAAUAUUUUUUUUAGUAAAGCACGGCUUUGAUGAUUAAAAAUAUAACACAGUACUAUAAAGGUAUAUAAAAUGUUUUUCCCAUACUAAAUUACCUUUAUUACAAUGCCUUAAUUUUGUAUUCUCACGCUAUGUAAAUUUGUCACUGAAGUCAAAUAAUAUUAAGGCACUUGGUAUAAACAUUCCCAUUUUCAAAUUGAUAUAUUAUUUUUCAUCUGCUUCAUUUUAAAUGCAUUUAGGUUUCGUAAAUUGGUCAGAAAAAAAGACUGUGCUAUUCCUAAGUUGAAGUGACCGUGUAUAGUGACAUCUUGGGUUUCUGUACAUUGUAUGAAUGUAGAUAAUAUAUGGCAUGUUGUAAAUAGAGCCUCUUGUUGAACUGUUUAUUUUAAAUAGAAUUAUGUUAAUAAAUGGUUAUUUUAUUGUAUAAGAGUAUGUGUCGACACUGUUUUCCGCGCCGCCGCCAUAUCAGAUUUUUUUUAUCAGGGCGCAAGGUGCGUUCCAGUAUAAGGCUUUUAUUAAUAGACUUUCGAUUUGAUUUGUCUUUGAUAAAUGAUAAUCUAUGGAAAAAUAUUUUGGUAUAUUGUGAUCAGUUUUUUAUGGAUCAUAAUUUAACGACAACUAACUAUAUCGCAAGAUACACAUACAUGUACAUUUAAUAAAGUUUCAUCUAGUCGUGUCUCUUA